GGCAGCAGCGCAGAAUGAAAGCAGUGGGAACAGAAACACUAUGGCUGCCACUCUGUCUCUUACUCAGCUCUCCAGUGGAAAUCCUAUCUAUGACAAAUACUAUCGACAGGUUGAUCCGACUGGCAGCGGGCGGGUGGCAGCCGCUGAUGCCGCUCUGUUUCUGAAGAGGUCGGGUUUGGCUGACCUUGUUUUGGGCAAAAUCUGGGAUUUGGCAGACUCUGAACGCAAAGGGUGCCUCAACAAACAGCAAUUCUUCAUAGCGUUGCGGUUGGUGGCCUGUGCACAGAAUGGCCUGGAGGUGGCGCUUAAAAGCCUCAAUCUGGCUGUUCCUCCCCCCAAGUUUCAUGACACAAGCAGCCCACUGUUACCAGGUGGAGUGGCCAUCGACAUCCCCUGGGUAGUCAAGGCUGAGGAGAAAAUGAAGUUUGAUGCCAUCUUCGACAGUCUGGGUCCAGUGGGAGGGAUGCUAACAGGAGAGAAGGUCAAGCCUGUCCUGCUCAACUCCAAGCUGCCAGUGGACGUCCUGGGCAGGGUGUGGGAGCUCAGUGACCUUGACAGAGAUGGCAUGUUGGACAAAGAUGAAUUUGCUGUGGCAAUGUAUCUAGUCUACAGAGCUCUGGAGGGUGAGCCUGUUCCCAUGUCUCUACCACCUCCCCUGGUUCCACCCUCUAAGAGGAAAAAAUCCUCUGUGCCUCCUGUGAUGCCCUUGUUACCCUCACCCCCGUCCGUCAAAGACAGUCGCUCCUCCCACACUGGGACUAAAACCAUACCCCAUCCCCCUAAACCAGCCCCGGCACCCGCCCCAACACCAGCAGCCGCCCCUUGGGUGGUUUCCCCGGCAGACAAAGCCAAGUACGACGAGCUGUUCAGCAAGACGGACGGCGACAUGGACGGCCUGGUGUCCGGACCCGAGGUCAGAGAUAUUUUCCUCAAGACGGGCCUUCCCUCUGCCACACUGGCACGCAUCUGGGAGCUUUGUGACAUUGGAGACAUAGGGAAGCUGACCCGUGAGCAGUUUGCUCUGGCGCUCCAUCUGAUCAACCAGAAGCUGACCAAAGGCCUGGACCCCCCGCAGACCCUCUCCCCUGAGAUGAUCCCCCCUUCUGACAGACACAACAUCAAACAGAAUAACAUUGCCAACCUAGCAGCCGACUUCUCUGCCAUCAAGGAACUGGACUCUCUCAGUAACGAGAUUGUGGAUCUACAACGGGAGAAGAGCGGUGUGGAACAGGAGAUCAAAGAGAAGGAGGAGGCCAUCCAGCAGCGCACAAGCGAAGUGCAGGACUUGCAAGAUGAGGUGGCGAGGGAGGGCACAGAGCUUCAGAGGCUACAAUCUGAGCGUCAGAGAGUCCAGGAAGCCUUGGAGGAGCUGGAUGAGCAGAGGAACACGCUGGAGGAGCAGCUGGCUCAUAUUCGCCAGCAGACGAGCCAUGAGAACCAACUGAUCUCAUCACUGCAGUUGGAGCAUGAAGAGCAGGAGCAGAGGAUAAGCCAGUAUGAGGAGGAGCUGGUCCAGGCACGAGAGGAGCUGCUCAACCUGCAGGAGGAGACCAGGAGGCUGGAGGAGAAGGUUCAGGCUGCACAAGAGCAGCUUACACCACUGCAGGAGUCUGUACGUGACUCGUACACACAGGUAGCACAGGUGCAGCAGAAGCUCAAUGACCUUCAGGUGGAGGAGCGGUCUGUGACGGCUCAGCUCAGCUGGAAGCGAGCCCUGGAGGACAGCUCUCCUGUCAUGGUCAACGGUUCAGCAGGCCCCAUGGCAGAGCUGAGUCAGGGAGAUCUCUUCCAGCAAGACCUCUACCAGGAGGACCAACCUAAAGAGCUGAAGGAGGAGGAACCGGCCACUGUCUCCCAUCCACAGACAGAACAGUCUGAACCAGAACAGAAAGAAACUGUGGAUGAGAGAGAAGAGGAGGAAGAAGAGAAGGAGGAAGAGAGUCCAAAGACGCCAGAGGAGGAAAAGACAAAGUCUGAUGCCUUGGAUGAUCUGUACACUAGUCUAGCCUCCAAUGAGAUGUACGGCAAUCUAUCCACCUUAACCAAACCACGAGAAAACACUGUUACGGAACGCGCCAGCCCUGCUCCAGAGGCUGUAGACGAGGCUCAGGAGUCACCGAAGGCCAGUCCACCAAAGCAGGUUGCAUCACCAGACCCAGAGAGCAAACAGGACUCUGCAGAGUCCCCAGAAACCAACCCGACUUUGUUACCACCCCAGACCAGCCCCCCGACCCUGCCUGACAUGGACUUCUUCCAGUCAGACCCCUUCACUGACCAUGAUCCAUUCAAAGAUGAUCCAUUUGGAAAAGCAGAUGCAGCAGAUCCAUUUGGGGGAGAUCCAUUCAAAGGCACAGACCCCUUCGCUGCAGACUCUUUCUUCAAACAAUCCUCCGGUGCCCCCUUUCCCUCGGAAAACCUUUUCAAUGCCUCAGCUGAUCCAUUCGGUACCACUCCUGGCGCGGCAGAGCCAGACCUGUUCGCAGCUAAGCUGAACAACACAGCCACAGCAGCAGCCUCAGGUGCGGACCCCUUCACCUCCAAAACUACCAGUACAGGUUCAGCAACCAAGGAUCCGUUCAGCUCCACAGGGGACAGUACGGCUGAUUCUGAUCCGUUUGGAGCCAAAAUGAACGCUCUGGGGGAGGCAGAUCCUUUUGGAUCUCAAGGCAGCAGAGGAGGUGCAGAUCCCUUCAACUGCUCUCCGCCCAGCUAUGAAAUGGCAGUGAAGGACACCACAGCAGGCAAUGAUCCAUUUGCUCCAGGAGGUACUACAGUGAGUGCUGGCUCAGACCCAGAUCCAUUUGCUGCUGUUUUUGGUAAUGAAUCAUUCAGUGGGGGCUUCGCUGAUUUCAGUGCCUUGUCAAAGUCUAAUGGUGCGGAUGCAUUUGGUACCAACAACAAGAACCUGUUCCAUGACGACAGCCAGCCUGCCAGCCCCGACGUUCCCCCAGCCCUGCCGCCGAAAACAGGCACACCAACUAGACCCCCACCUCCCCCUCCAGGUAAGAGAUCCUCCAUCACCAGAACAGACUCCUCUGACUCCUUCCACCGACGAGGGCACUUCCUCUCCCAGACUGCGGGCGACUUCUCCUCAUCCUCUUCCUCCUCUUCUUCCCUACCUGCCAAGGAUCCCUCAGCCGACCCCUUCGCCCCUUCCUCCCCUCCUCGCCACAACGCACGGGAAGCUGACCGAUUUGCCAGCUUUGACAAAUACCCAACGGAGGAAGACAUGAUAGAGUGGGCAAAGCGAGAGAGCGAGCGAGAGGAAAAGGAGCGUCUCGCCCGGCUCACCCAGCAGGAACAAGAGGACCUGGAGCUGGCCAUCGCCCUCAGCAAGUCUGAACUCUCCUGAGGAGCCACUCCCCCCACCCCCGACCUCCCCACCCCGACCCCACCCCACCCCAAGUGGCCUGGCACGGCACAGCACAGCACAGCCUGGCCCAGUCCAGCGAGCACCAAAGCAAAGUGGGGACUUUAUAGGACUGAGUCAGCAACGCCUGAUGACCCCAUGAAGAGACUUUCUGAAACAAAACCCACCUUUGAUUCUUCCUCCUCCUCCUCCUCCUCCUCCGACUCGUCCUCCUCGGACAGUUUUCACUUCUCACUGGCAUUGCAGUAUCGUGUUAUUCCAUCCUCUUGCAGGAGAGCAUUAAGAUGGAUGUUAAAAGGACUUUUUUUUCUUGAAUUUGGUAUGCAGUGAACACAGAUCUAGAGAUUGUCAUGUUCCCUGGGUUUCAGCAUCAGGUUACCACAAUGUCGCAUUAUAUCUCUACAACAUAACUUAUUUAAACUAGAUUAAGAUUCAUCUCCCUAUCCACUAACCAUACUAUAUACAGUCUAGCAAUUCCAACCUGGCUCCAUUUAUACUAAAUCCUCGAUGACAUCACUAGCUUCCGCCUGUAUAUGACAGGAUUGUGUACGUAUGAGUCCCCUUGGAGCGGAGCGACCACCUGCCAGUUUUAUUUCCCAUUGGUAAAGUGCAGUCCGGUACAGUGGAGACGAGGCUAUGGGAUUGCUUUGUUUUAUUUUUCAGGACAGGGUCGUAGUAUUCAACAUGUGUAGAUGUUUAACUGGAAGCUACUCGUCCUCUGAGAUGUGAAACCCUUGUGCAGGUUUAUACUACAGAUGAACAAAUUUGUCAUAACCACAGUAACUCUGACUUAACCUCUUGAUACUUUAAUUUCCCUCUUGAUAGUAUUAAUGCCUUGCUUCGCCCAGUGUGAGCACUAUGUAUGACGGGGACGUUGAAAGGAAUGAAACUACAUUCGUGACAUGUAAUCACUGUUUCUGCUUUAUAUUUCAGGGCACACUACUGUGGGUUGCUCAGCUUACUCUUCACUUUGCUGGUUCAUUUACAGAUUCAUUCAGAUAUAACCAUUUUCCAAAAAAAAAAAAAGCACUGCCUUGAGUUAAACACUCAAUUUCUUGAAAAUAUAGAUGAUCCACUGUUAAAAAUAUUAUUUUUCCAACCAAAGACUUAUCUUACUGUCUAUUCAAAAGUUGGAUAAUUUGCUGUCUCUUGUUCAAAAUGAAAUUGUUCACUUCCGGGCAGUUUUCCGAGACAUUUUAUUAAUUCAGCCUGUAAUGAAUUUGCCUAAACCCACUACAGUAGCUGAGGCAAUGGUAAUAAUAGCAAUACUAACUGAAUAAAUGGCUUCAGGGUCGCUGAAAUAAUGUUUAAGACGUGAAGAAUGAAAUGCAGAAGUAUGGUGGCACUGUUUGAUUGUCUUGUACAGAAAAGGAUAUAUACUUGGGACAUUUCAAGACACAGAUACGCUCUGAACUAAAAAGGGGAUUGUAAAAGCGGAAAAGGCUGUGCUUGGAAAACUGUAUCCUUUACUGUUUGUUAAUAACGUUGUGAACUUUAUUGAUUCAUGCCGGGAAGUUCCCUCUUGGCUUGCCCCCGCCCUGCUUCUCUGGAAGGUCAGAGGUCAGGGAUGGACAACACACGGUUAAACAAAUAGGAUUCAAAGAAGUAAGCCUGUCAGAUAUUACAGUGUAAAUAACCGUUUAGAUGAGGUUCACACCAGUUCUGAGGGGCAGGCCUGGGGAUUUUGGGGCAUCCCAUUGCAAAGUCAUUGUUGCUGCUGCUUGUAUUAGCAUUUGCAUGAAUUUUUUUUUUUUUUUCCCAGAAUGUUUUGUGUUUCACUGAGGUGCUUCCUCCCCAGGGUGGCUGACUGCAUUUCAAAGUCUUACACAAACGAGGAAAAGAUGAUUGGCGUCCCCGGUGUUUUGCAGAAAGGCCUCUGUUGUCUCUCUCAGGCUCGGUGGGGAUUUAACUUGCAAAACCCUGCGGCGCUGCCAGAGAGAAGACAGGGAGGCGAGGGAGGGUGAGGCGACUGCACAUUGCACUGUGUCCACUGGGUUGGUAACAUCCACCAUCCACCUGGCGCUGGUUCUGUUCUCCUUCUCCUUGCAUUGAUUUAGUGUUUCUCCCAGGAAACGAUACAUAAACUAAGUUACUUAAUAAAGAGUGUUAAACUGUGACAGAAGGUUUUUGACAAGGGAAGACUUGAUUUAAAAAGCAAGAGGCCUUUUUUCACUAAUUUCUGACCAAACAAUGCACAACUUCAUGGACAACUUCUUUUUUUGUUGUUGUUAUUCAGGCUUGCUUAGAUGUAGCACCAUCAUGCCAUGUUUGUCUCAUAUGUGAGUGGUGUGCUGUCAGUGUGGUCAGUUCAGCACUUCCUCCUGCUGUCAGUCAUCCACACACACCCCAUCCUUUGUAAAUACGAGGGGGCAGCAGUCAGCUGUUCUCCGCUCCUCACUUUGACAGCUCACUCUCGUGGUCCCAGCACCAUGUUCUUGUAUUUAAAGGCCAGCAGGCACUAUCAUGUCACUUGUAUAGACGCCUCUAUUUUACAAAAUCAAGAACCACUUAUGUCUCUAGGCUUACCCAUAAAGGCUUUUUUUUUUUUUUUUUAAUCUAGCUAAUUGUAUUUUAUUUUGUAUUUUCUAACGUGUAAGAAGAAUCAUUAUUGGAAGGUUUGGUCAGAUAUGUUAUGCAUUCAAUUGAAAACAGAAUAAAUAUAAAACAGUA
Molecule: messenger RNA, 6040 nt
Organism: Myripristis murdjan (pinecone soldierfish)
Lineage: Eukaryota; Metazoa; Chordata; Actinopteri; Holocentriformes; Holocentridae
Gene: eps15
Product: epidermal growth factor receptor pathway substrate 15
Exons: 25
Coding region: 41-3352 (1103 amino acids)
Biological process (GO): endosomal transport; endocytosis
Cellular component (GO): clathrin coat of coated pit; plasma membrane; cytoplasm
Molecular function (GO): calcium ion binding; cadherin binding
Source: RefSeq, a predicted model, not a curated record